UUAAAGUUCAUCGUACAUAAAUUAUUUUAUUAUUAAAACAAUUUCCAUGGUUUUAAAAAAAAUCAACACACCCCAUCAAUUUUUGCUAUAAAAACAUCUGAUCUGGCCUGCUGGCUAUGCAGUGCCAUUGAAACAAAUUAGACAAGCAUUUUCCUGUUUUCUGAAAUGACUAGCAACUCAGAAAAACCCCUCCAUCCCCUAGAUCCAGUGAGCUUCACAGAUGAGUCUAAAGCAGUGAUUGAUUUCAUUGCUGACUACUAUAAAAAUAUUGAGAAAUACCCAGUUCAAAGCAAAGUUGAGACUGGAUAUUUGACGGCCAAGUUACCCGAUUCUGCUCCAUAUUGCCCGGAUUCACUAGAGGAUAUACUCGAAGAUGUGAAAGAAAGCAUUUUACCAGGCCUUACUCAUUGGCAAAGUCCUAGUUUCUUUGCCUACUAUCAAGCAAGUUCUAGCACUGCUGGCUUUCUAGGAGAGAUGCUUUGCUCAGGUUUUAAUGUGGUUGGCUUCAACUGGAUUUCAUCUCCAGCUGCAACUGAACUUGAAUCCAUUGUCCUGGAUUGGAUGGGCAAAAUGCUUAAAUUACCAUCUUCAUUUUUGUUCUCUGGAACAGGUGGUGGUGUCAUACAUGGUACUACAUGCGAGGCUGUGGUCUGCACUUUGGCUGCUGCCAGAGACAAAGCCUUGAGAGAACUUGGUGGUAACUGGGAGAAUAUAACCAAGUUGGUGGUUUAUGCAUCAGAUCAAACUCAUUUCACUUUCCGAAAGGCCGCAAAAUUGGUAGGCAUUCCCCCAUCAAAUUUCCGACUCAUUCAAACAUCUUUUGCCACUGAGUUUUCAAUGUCACCUGAGCCACUUCGUUUAGCUAUUGAAGAUGAUAUCGAAUCAGGCCUGGUGCCAUUUUACAUAUGUGCAACUAUUGGUACAACAGCCUGCGGAGCUGUUGAUCCUAUUGCAGAAUUAGGCAAAGCUGCCAACAAAUACAAGCUUUGGCUUCACAUAGAUGCAGCUCAUGCAGGUAGUGCUUGCAUUUGCCCCGAGUUCAGGCAUUUCCUUGAUGGAGUAGAACUUGCCAAUUCUGUCAGCAUGAAUCCACAUAAAUGGUUUCUCACAAACAUGGAUUGCUGUUGCCUGUGGGUUAAAGAACCUCGGUACUUAGUGGAUUCAUUGUCAUCUAAUCCAGAAUAUUUAGAAAACAAUGCGAGUAAAUCUAAAGCUGUGGUGGACUAUAAAGAUUGGCAAGUUGCAUUGAGCAGGCGAUUCAGAGCUUUGAAGCUUUGGAUUGUGAUCCGCAGGCAUGGCGUGGCUAAUCUUAUGCACCACAUUCGUAGCGAUAUCAGCCUGGCCAAGCAAUUUGAGGCACUUGUAGCUAAAGAUGACAGGUUCGAGAUAGUGGUUCCUAGGAAGCUGGUAUUGAUUUUUUUCAGGCUUAAGCCCAAGCAUGAGCUGGACAGCGGAGAAUUGAACUGUAAACUGCUGGAUGCUAUAAAUUCAAGUGGGCGAGCUUUCAUGACUCAUGGAGUGGUGGGUGGAAUUUAUGCCAUACGCUGCGUAAUAGGAGCAACUCUGACUGAAGAGCGUCAUUUGAAGGAUUUGUGGAACCUCAUUCAGGAAAAAGCUAGAUUUUUACUUCUGCAAUACAAUGAGUAAAUUGUAUCGUUAGUCUUUAAUCAUUUUGUAAUUUUUCAGUUUCAUCCCUGAUUUAAAAAAAAGAAAUCAAUUCUUCAUUUAUGAUCCUUUUACAU
This is a messenger RNA of Durio zibethinus, 1742 nucleotides long. Lineage: Eukaryota; Viridiplantae; Streptophyta; Magnoliopsida; Malvales; Malvaceae. The record is from RefSeq and is a predicted model, not a curated record.